Vitis riparia (riverbank grape) is the source of this 2970-nucleotide messenger RNA. RefSeq names its product pentatricopeptide repeat-containing protein At5g50390, chloroplastic. Gene Ontology annotation, biological process: RNA modification. Lineage: Eukaryota; Viridiplantae; Streptophyta; Magnoliopsida; Vitales; Vitaceae. The transcript is spliced from 3 exons. The coding region runs from base 265 to 2379 and encodes 704 amino acids. Gene Ontology annotation, molecular function: RNA binding; protein binding; zinc ion binding. The record is from RefSeq and is a predicted model, not a curated record.
UGCCGCCACGUUCAAAUCAGAGGUGUUGUGUUGAUGACGAAGAAAAAGAGAAGACGAAAGCCACCACCAAACUCUCAACAAACCUCUCUUUUCAGACCCGAAACUCAGCACCUGCCUUCAAGGGUUGAAUCUGUUGUUUGUACAAAGUUUUAUUCUCACAACAAUUCUCAAGAAUUUUGGUUUCAUUUUUCUGGGAACAAAACAGAGUGUUAGUAUUCAGCUGUUUGCGUGUGUGUUUUGUUGUUUUUUAUUUGACAACCCAACAUGGAUAUCCCGCUGUCUCGUAAUCAGAACAUGUCAUUGGAUCAGAUCCAGAGUAAUUGUGGCUUGCCGCAUUUGUUCUCAGUUGACGAGAUUCUGAGAGAAAAGUCCUUUUCUCAGUGUUUGCUUCCAUUCAACAGAAGAAAACGGAGGACCCCAUUUUCUCAGAUCAGGUGUUCUUCCUUGGAACAAGGUCUGCAACCACGGCCCAAGCCGAAACCUUCGACUAUUGAGCUGAAUGUGGGAAAAGAAGCUCAAGUAAAUGAAACCCAACUCAGGAAACCCAGUUCAGAGCUAUGUGGUCAGAUCGAGAAAUUAGUUUUCUUUAAGAGGUACCAUGAGGCACUUGAAUUAUUUGAAAUUUUAGAGUUGAAUGGUGCUUAUGAAAUGGAUAGCGAGACAUAUGAUGCAUUAGUGAGUGCGUGUAUUGGGUUGAAAUCAAUUAGAGGGGUGAAAAAGGUGUUCAAUUAUAUGAUUAAUAGUGGGUUUGAUCCAGAUGAGUAUUUGAGGAACAGGGUUUUGUUAAUGCAUGUAAAAUGUGGGAUGAUGAUUGAUGCACGUAGAUUGUUUGAUGAAAUGCCAGAAAAGAACAUUUUGUCCUGGAAUACGAUAAUCGGGGGACUUGUGGAUGCUGGAGAUUAUUUCGAGGCAUUCCGGUUGUUUCUAAUGAUGUGGCAGGAAUUUUCUGAUGCUGGGUCCCGGAUGUUUGUGACAAUGAUUCGGGCAUCUGCUGGACUGGGGCUCAUUUUUGCUGGAAGACAAUUACACUCUUGUUCUUUGAAGACAGAUGUAGGUGGAGAUGUUUUUGUGGCUUGUGCACUGAUUGACAUGUACAGUAAGUGUGGGAGCAUUGAAGAUGCUCAGCGUGUUUUUGAUCAGAUGCCAGAGAAGACCACAGUAGGAUGGAAUUCCAUUAUUGCGGGUUAUGCACUUCAUGGUUAUAGCGAGGAAGCAUUGAGUAUGUAUUAUGAAAUGCGGGAUUCUGGCGUCAAAAUAGACAAUUUCACUUUUUCAAUUAUUAUAAGAAUAUGUGCUAGGUUAGCUUCAUUAGAACAUGCUAAGCAAGCUCAUGCAGGUCUAGUUCGUCAUGGUUUUGGUUUAGAUAUUGUAGCUAACACAGCGCUUGUGGACUUGUAUAGCAAAUGGGGAAGGAUUGAAGAUGCGAAACAUGUUUUUGACAUGAUGCCUCACAAGAAUGUCAUAUCUUGGAAUGCCUUGAUUGCAGGUUAUGGUAAUCAUGGUCGAGGAGUUGAGGCUGUUGAGAUGUUUGAACGGAUGCUUCAUGAAGGAAUGGUGCCUAACCAUGUCACUUUUCUUGCUGUUCUGUCUGCUUGUAGCUAUUCAGGUUUAUCAGAUCGUGGUUGGGAGAUUUUUGAAUCGAUGAGUAGGGAUCACAAGAUUAAGCCCCGAGCAAUGCACUAUGCUUGUAUGAUUGAAUUAUUGGGUCGAGAAGGGCUUUUGGAUGAAGCCUUUGCAUUGAUAAAAGAUGCUCCUUUUAAGCCUACAGUGAAUAUGUGGGCUGCCUUGCUGACAGCUUGUAGGGUGCACAAGAAUUUAGAGCUCGGAAAAUUUGCUGCUGAGAAACUUUAUGGAAUGGGGCCUGAAAAGCUGAGUAAUUAUGUUGUGCUUUUGAAUAUAUAUAACAGUUCUGGCAGGUUGGAGGAAGCUGCUGCUGUCAUUCAGACCCUGAAAAGAAGGGGUUUAAGAAUGCUUCCUGCAUGUAGUUGGAUUGAGAUUAAGAAGCAGCCAUAUGGUUUCAUUUCUGGAGAUAAAUGUCAUGCUCAAUCAAAAGAGAUCUACCAGAAAUUAGACGAGUUGAUGCUGGAGAUCUCAAAACAUGGUUAUGUUCCCCAGGAGAAAUUCUUGCUUCCGGAUGUCAAUGAACAGGAAGAGCGUGUAUUGUUGUACCACAGUGAGAAGUUGGCAAUUGCUUUUGGGCUUAUCAAUACUUCAGAUUGGACACCAUUGCAAAUUGUGCAGAGCCAUCGGAUUUGUGGUGACUGCCAUAGUGCAAUUAAGUUGAUAGCCCUGGUCACUAGACGUGAAAUUGUUGUGAGGGAUGCUAGCAGAUUCCACCAUUUCAAAGAUGGGAGUUGUUCUUGUGGGGACUACUGGUGAUCGUGAAAUAUCUUAUUUAGGAAUACAUUGAGCAUGGGUGGAUGAAGGAAUGUGACGAGCGCAGGUAGUUUGAGCAUCAGCAGCAAGGCAAAAACUGCCUUGGUUGAUCUUUGCUGCUUAUUGUGCAUUGGAGACUUCACUAAUUAAGAGUAUGGCAUCUUGAAGUGCUCGUUUGAAGAGCCUCAGGCCCGUGAGAAGGAAAAGCUUGCCAAGGCUUUGGCAGGAGGACAAGAAUCACCAUCUUGGCCUCAGAAAGAUCUCAUUUCUCAGUCACCCCACUUACUGAUGAAUCUCUGCCGUUGGUGGUAUGGGGAUGGGGCCACUGAUCAGCAUUCAUCCCAUUGAACCCAGUUGGAGACUUUGCAGAAAUGACCCAACCCCAGUGCAGAACAGUUGUGAAACAACCACUCUGGUUUCUUGAGUUGUAUGAUCUUUAAAUGUUUGAUGUUAAUGGAGAAUGCAACUUUCAGUUGUUGCAACCAUGUUGAAACUUACAGGGCUUGUGUCAAAGCUUAUGGAUAUAUAGGUUACUUCAAUUUGGACUCUUGAUUUGUUUCUAAGCUCAAUCCGAAUUAAGAAACAUUGAAUCUA